Messenger RNA from Dovyalis caffra, 1560 nucleotides. The record is from the annotation of a GenBank genome assembly. NCBI's taxonomy places the organism in Eukaryota, Viridiplantae, Streptophyta, Magnoliopsida, Malpighiales, Salicaceae.
AUGUUUGGUUCCGGUUCCGGUACUGGCCAUGAUAAUAGUGGAGUAAUUCCUGUGCGCUUUGUGUGGCCUUAUGGAGGGGGAGAAGUGUCUAUCUUUGGUACCUUUACUAGGGUGUUCCGGUGGACUGAUCUUAUACCCAUGUCCCCGGUGGAGGGGUGCCCUAAUGUAUUUCAAGUUGUUGUUAGCUUAGUGCCCGGAUUGCAUCAGUUCAAGUUCUAUGUAGAUGGACAAUGGCGGGUUGAUGAUCAGCUAUCCUGUGUCAGUGGGCCUUACGGGGCGGUAAAUACUGUUGUCUUAACCAAGGAUCCUCCACAAAUUCUUAAUUCUGAGACACCUGGGAGAUCCAACAUGGAGUUGGAUGAUGUUUCCGUUUGCCCGGAAGUUAUCCAAAGGAUGUCAGCAGCUGACUUGGAGGUCUCUCGUCAUCGUAUUUCUGUAUUCUUGUCCACACAUACUGCAUAUGAGUUGCUUCCAGAGUCAGGCAAGGUUAUUGCAUUGGAUGUCACUUUACCUGUGAAGCAAGCCUUUCAUGUUCUCUAUGAACAGGGCAUCCCUGUGGCUCCUCUUUGGGACUUUUGCAAGGGCCAGUUUGUUGGUGUGCUUACUGCAUUCGACUUCAUCUUGAUUCUGAGGGAGCUUGGAACUCAUGGAUCUAAUCUGACGGAGGAAGAAUUAGAGACACAUACUAUAUCUGCUUGGAAGGAAGGAAAAAUGCAACUCAACAGACAAAUUGAUGGCAGUGGGAGAGCAUAUUCUAAACGUCUGAUCAAUAUAGCGGAAUACUGCUGGAAGUCAACUGUGUUGAAGUUUGUGAAUCAGAUGGCAGGGCCAUAUGACUCGCUGAAAGAUGUUGCUUUGAAAAUUUUGCAAAACAGCAUAUCAACAGUUCCCAUUAUUCAUUCUUCUGCUCCAGAUGGUUCAUUUCCUCAGCUACUACAUCUUGCUUCCUUGUCUGGAAUACUAAAAUGUAUAUGCAGGUAUUUCAGACAUUGUGCUGGCUCCUUACCCAUUCUUCAACAGCCAAUUUGUUCAAUUCCUUUGGGUACAUGGGUUCCAAAAAUUGGGGAACCAAAUAGACGGCCAUUUGCAAUGUUGAGACCAAAUGCUUCUCUCGGUGCUGCCCUGUCUUUGUUGGUUCAAGCCAAUGUCAGUUCAAUACCAAUCGUAAAUGACAAUGAUUCACUGCUGGAUGUAUAUUCUCGAAGUGAUAUCACUGCUUUGGCAAAAGACAAAGCUUAUGCACAAAUUCAUCUCGAUGAAAUAAGCAUUCAUCAGGCACUGCUAUUGGGUCAGGAUGCAAAUUCAUCAUAUGGAUUCUACAACGGACAGAGAUGUCAAAUGUGUUUACGGACUGAUUCCCUACACAAAGUGAUGGAACGAUUGGCAAAUCCUGGCACUUCAGACCGUGCUUUUGGACUUGUUAUAAGUUUACUAAUUGCCUCGUUGCAUGAUAUCUUUUCAGGGGUUAGGAGACUUUUAAUUGUGGAAGCCGGUAGCAAGCGUGUGGAAGGGGUUAUCUCAAUAAGUGAUGUCUUCAAGUUCCUGCUGGGGGUAGCUUAG